UACUUGACGACGUCCCACGCCGUGAACGGCACCGGGGAGGGAGCAGCGGUACUACCGGUUACUACCGGUUAUUACUGCUCGUGUGGAACACCUCGGACCCAUCACCUCGGACCCAUGCUCGGACCGAGUUGGAGCUGAAGGCAACAUGGUUGGAAAGAUCAGACAUGUCCGUCAGAAGCUCCACCAGGAGGCGGUGAAGCUGGACGGGCCCGCCGGCUCGGUGCUCUCUCCCCCGGGCUUAGACAAGCCAACAACUAGCCCCCCACUGCUGGAGAACAACAACAACAACAACAGGGACUCCUCCAGACACCGCACACAGGCUCCGCAGGCAGUGAGCUGCCUCCCCUCUGGGAUCUUUGCUGGUACUAAGAUAAGCCCAGAAGUCCUGGUCCAGACUCUGAAGCUAGAGGAACCUCCGGAUGGACCCGGAACCCUGACGGUACCUGCUAACAAAGGCCCAGAAGAGAAGAAAGUCCAGUCAAAGAAAGAGAAGAUGAAGGAGAGGAGGGACAGAUGGCUCAACAAGAUCAGCUCCAUUAAACAGGCCAAGGAGCAGCAGGCGGCCGAGGCGCGGAGGCAGGCCACGCCCGUGGUGGGGGACAUGAGGCCGCUGGCUGACGCCCUGCCGGAGCUCUGCCAGCUCGUCGCCCCCGCCGCCGCCACAGCCCCCGCCGCUCGCCGCAAGAGCAGGAAGAACAAAGUGCCGGUGAAGAGGCCCGAGCCAACAGAUUUCAGUCAGAUGAAACAGUCACAGAAACGCAAACUCCUGGAAACGGAGAGCAGCCGGUUCAGCGAUGCAGUAAAGACCCUCUCAGCUAAAAUGAACCCUCUGGUUGAUAUCGGUGAGCAGCUGAGGAAGAGGAUGAGGCAGGAAGAAGAGCAAGGUCCCAGCUAACAGCAGCAGCUCAACUCUUCCUCAGACGUCAACCCAACCCGGGAACAUACCCGGUACCCGUCACUCCUCUCAACCACUGACUGUAACAGUUUCCUCUCAGUUUUACUAUCCAUGUCUCCUCCUCACUAAUAAAUGACAGAACAUUUAACCAUCA
Molecule: messenger RNA, 1049 nt
Organism: Sebastes umbrosus (honeycomb rockfish)
Lineage: Eukaryota; Metazoa; Chordata; Actinopteri; Perciformes; Sebastidae
Gene: slx9
Product: family with sequence similarity 207 member A
Exons: 6
Coding region: 146-895 (249 amino acids)
Biological process (GO): maturation of SSU-rRNA from tricistronic rRNA transcript (SSU-rRNA, 5.8S rRNA, LSU-rRNA)
Cellular component (GO): nucleolus; preribosome, small subunit precursor; 90S preribosome
Source: RefSeq, a predicted model, not a curated record